Glycine soja is the source of this 2949-nucleotide messenger RNA. Its product is annotated as formin-like protein 3. Gene Ontology annotation, biological process: actin nucleation; actin cytoskeleton organization. NCBI's taxonomy places the organism in Eukaryota, Viridiplantae, Streptophyta, Magnoliopsida, Fabales, Fabaceae. The record is from RefSeq and is a predicted model, not a curated record. The transcript has 6 exons. Gene Ontology annotation, molecular function: actin filament binding. Bases 1 to 2490 code for a protein of 829 amino acids.
AUGGAAUUGACAAGACGCAGCUAUGCGGUUGUUUAUGUCAUUCUCCUUUGUGCGUUGGCCCAAGGGGGCUCAGAGGGGAAGGGGGGGAAGGAAGAGGAAAUUUCUAUAGAUGGUGGAGGAGCUUUCUCAUCAUCCAUUUAUGUUCAUGGAAUUAAGGUUGAAAAUGAGUUGAAACAUUGCAGGAAAGAAUUGAUAGAGAGGAACAAUGAUGUCAAAACUAGUACUUCUCCUCCUGCUCCAGUUUCAGAAAAGGGUAGCUCUAGAUAUUUAUUGACAAAGCAUUCUGGAUCAACCUUGGGUGUGGAAAGUGGUCAUGGCAGAAAUUUGAUUGCUGAUUCACCACAUAAUGCACCAAGCCCUUCUGCUACUGCUGAAUCACCAAGUCAUGGUCCAACACCAACAAGUUCUCCAUCAUCACCAUCUCAAUCAUCACCAACUCCAAGUCCAAAAGGUGUGGAUUUACCACUCCCUCCAAAUAUGUUUGUGCCAUUUCCACCAUCACCCCGUGUACCUCAUCCUCCUCCUCAAAAUUUUCGACCUAUAGUAUAUGCUCCUGUUCCUUCACCACCUAACAAUGAAAACAAAAAGAAGCAAACAAUUAUUUUAGCCGCCGCUUUAUCAGGAAUUAUAAUCUUGAUAGGCUUGGCCCUCUGCUAUCGUGAAGCAAGUCGCAACAAAGGUGACAGAGAUGACAGGCCUUUGCUCGUAUUAACCUCAAGUGAUUAUUCUGGUGGAUCAAAGAAGGUUGUUCGAUUGGGAGAUGCUGACAAGGAAGAAUCUGACAUUGGCAAUGGAAAGAAGCCUUCUAAUUUUAGAAAUUGGUCCAUUAAGGGUGGACAUAACAAUGGCUCACUGGUUGAGACAACAGCAUCAGAAGGUGUAGGACAAGUUCCAGUGCCUCCUAAUGGAAAGCCUGCCCCUCCACCUCCACCUCCCAGACCACCACCACCACCGGCUCCAAAGCCGCCACCGCCUCCUGCUCCUCGUGCACCGCCACCUCCAAAAGGUGCUCAUCCUCCACCUGCUCCUCCUAAACCAAUGGGAGGUAAAAAUCAAGGUCCACUACUUGCUAAAGAAGGAACUUCAAGUGAUGGUGAUGCUCCAAAACCAAAACUAAAGCCAUUUUUCUGGGAUAAGGUUAAUGCAAAACCUGACCAAUCAAUGGUGUGGCAUGAGAUCAGAGCAGGAUCAUUCGUGAUCAAUGAGGAAAUGAUGGAGUCUUUGUUUGGCUGCACCAACCAGAAUAAAAAUGAACCUAAAAAAAAUUCACCACAUGUUGAUACUUCAGUGCAUUAUAUUCAGAUUAUUGACCCUAAGAAAGCACAGAACUUAUCAAUUCUCUUGCGAGCUCUGAAUGUGACAACAGAAGAAGUUAUUGAUGCUCUUAAAGAAGGUAAUGAGAUUCCUGUGGAGCUCAUUCAGACGUUGUUGAAGAUGGCACCUACAACAGAUGAGGAAUUGAAGCUAAGGCUAUUCACAGGACAACUCUCAGAACUAGGCCCGGCAGAGAGGUUUCUCAAAUUGUUGGUUGACAUUCCAUUCGCUUUCAAACGUCUUGAAUCUCUCAUGUUCAUGUUUAUGCUUAAAGAAGACUUCUCAAGCAUUAAGGACUCCUUUGCCACAUUAGAGGUUGCAUGCCACGAACUCAGAAAAAGCAGGCUAUUCCUCAAACUACUCGAAGCAGUUCUCAAAACCGGCAACCGCAUGAACGACGGAACCUACCGUGGAGGCGCACAGGCAUUCAGGCUCGACACCCUCCUCAAACUCUCCGACGUAAAAGGAACAGACAGCAAGACAACACUCCUGCACUUCGUCGUCCAAGAAAUCAUCCGCUCCGAGGGAAUAAGAGCCGUGCGAACAGAAAGAGCGAGCAGAAGCAUCUCUAGCGUCGGAACCAAUAACGAUUCCGACGAAGGAACAGAGGAGUCCGAGGAGCAUUACCGCAGCCUCGGACUCCAGGUGGUCUCCGGGCUCGGAGACGUGAAAAAGGCCGCGCUUAUAGACGGGGAUGCGCUAAGCAGCUCCGUCUCUAAGCUUGGCUACUCCAUGGUGAAGACUCAAGAAUUCUUGGACAGGGACAUGAAGAGCAUUGAGGAAGAGAGUGAGUUCCAGCAUUGCAUGGAGAGUUUCAUGGUGAGAGCGAGGGAGGAAGUGACGUGGCUGGUGGAUGAAGAGAAGAGGAUAAUGGCUUUGGUUAAGAGCACUGCGGACUACUUUCACGGGAACGCGGGGAAGGACGAAGGGCUACGUUUGUUCUUGAUCGUGCGUGAUUUCUUGACCAUAUUGGACAAGGUUUGCAGAGAGGUGAGCGAGUCCACCGUGAACUUAGCCAAGGCUGCAAGCAAUAGCGCCAAAGAAGGGACUAGGAGUUCGGUUUCUUCUUCCCAAAACUCCACAACUCCGCCUGUUGAUCUUCAUAGAAGGCUGUUUCCAGCAAUUGCGGAGAGGAGAGUAGAUUACUCUAGCUCUGACGAGGAUGAAGAAUUUUAAUUUCAAUCUCCGUAGCUUCGAUAUAUUGAUAUGGUUUGAAAUCCCGUGGGAAAAAUUAGAUGCAGUUCCAUGUGUGUUUUUGGUGUUGUUUUUCAAUCAGAAUUAAUGUUUACUUUUUUUGGUCAUUUAUGUUGACCUUUGAUGUAAACUUUCAUUAGGCAGAUUAUCCAAGUGAGACUCCAAUUCUAAUAGAAGAACAAUACCAAUCAAAAGCAUUCAGAGAACUGUAUCUAAGUUUUGUCCCUUACUAAAUGACACCAGCUAAAGUAUUUGUUGGUCUUUUUUUAAUGUUGAGGUGUUGUUUUUUAAUUAGAGGGAUGGAAAAAGGGGAUGGAUGAUGUGGUUCUAAGGUUAUGUAAGUGGUUUUGACUAGAAAGAUUGUUGUUGUACUACUUCAUCCAAUGGCAAGUGGGGCUGCUUGCAUUAAGGAAACAGAAGAAGCCUUGGCUUGGUAAUGAA